Molecule: messenger RNA, 1334 nt
Organism: Papilio xuthus (Asian swallowtail)
Lineage: Eukaryota; Metazoa; Arthropoda; Insecta; Lepidoptera; Papilionidae
Source: RefSeq, a predicted model, not a curated record
CAAUGUCAAGUCAAUCAGAAUUUGUCAAUUGUCAUUAAUCAGAAAAAAUAACAAUUUUGUUUAAGGAUUCGUCAAAACAUGGUUCAUAAAUAAAAUAGAUAUUUUGUUAUUGUCGAUUACAUAAAAUUCGUAAUAUGGGCUUCUUGACGAUUUUGAAGAAACUGCGACAGAAGGAAAAAGAAAUGAGGAUCCUAAUGUUAGGUUUAGAUAAUGCUGGCAAGACAACAAUACUAAAGAGGUUUAAUGGUGAACCAAUUGAUACUAUAUCACCAACUCUUGGCUUCAAUAUAAAAACUCUUGAACAUAAAGGGUACAAACUCAAUAUUUGGGAUGUUGGUGGCCAGAAAUCAUUAAGAUCAUACUGGAAGAAUUACUUUGAGAGCACAGAUGGUGUGGCAUGGGUAGUGGAUAGUGCUGAUGCACGGAGACUUGCGGACUGCGCAAGAGAACUGCAUUCAUUGUUGAGAGAGGAGAGGUUAGCAGGCGCCACACUAUUGGUGCUUGCUAACAAAGCUGAUCUACCCGGUGCAUUGACUUUGCAGGAGAUACGAGAAGCAUUAGACUUGGACAGCAUCAAGACUCAUCACUGGCGCAUAGUUCGCUGCUCCGCUGUCACUGGGGAGAAUCUUCUCGAUGGAAUGGACUGGAUGCUUGAUGAUAUUGCUUCCAGAAUAUUUACAUUAGACUAGUUAGUCUACUUUUUACUCGACUGACUGAGAAGUUCUUGGCACACAUGUAUGAGAGUUUGUAUGUAAGAAUUGAACCCAUUUUGAUGAUUUUGAGUCGUCAUUUGGUUUUUAAUCUUUUCCAGAGUGUUAAUGGCAGUUUUGUUUGUCAGUCGGGUUAUCUAGCUUUUUUAUAUUUAAAUUAAUAUACAUCUUCAAUAUAACUUUUACAUAAGGCUACUUGUAUAGCCUUUAUUUACAAUCUGUGACAAAAGUAUGCUUGAUAAUAUUUAUGCACAGUUUAUGCUUAAAUUUAUCAAUUUUAAUUAACUAAUCCGCACUUGGCCUGUGUGAUUGACUAUGGCCUAGUCACCCAUAACUUAGGGUAGGAUCCAAACCCCUCAGUGGGGAUGUAUAGUGAGCUGAUGAAUUAAUCCAUUUUAUGUUUACCAUGAUAGUAAUCUGCAUUUUCCAGAGAUAUUUUAAAGUUCCUGUUCCGAUGGGGUUGGGAAAUACAAACAAAAUAAAAAAGUGUAUGUUUUUAUUCACUCAUAUGUCUAUUAUAAAUUAUAGCAACAUCUCAACACUGCAAAAUGGAUCUGUGAUUUGUAAAUGUGUAUUUAUUUCCGCUUUAAUAAACUUUUUAAUACAAAAAGUUCUAUAAUUUUA